This is a messenger RNA of Cyphellophora europaea CBS 101466, 2145 nucleotides long. RefSeq lists its product as uncharacterized. Bases 1 to 2145 code for a protein of 714 amino acids. The record is from RefSeq and is a predicted model, not a curated record. The transcript has a single exon. Lineage: Eukaryota; Fungi; Ascomycota; Eurotiomycetes; Chaetothyriales; Cyphellophoraceae.
AUGUCCCUUCGCUUUUUGAACGGUAUACCGCUCGACCAGCCGCUGCGGCAGCCCAAGAGCUCCGAGUCCUUCCAAUCUUCAGCUAGCCGGAAGCACACGCUCGAGACACAUAAACGCGAAGUUGGGAACGUACCGACCCUGUACAACAUUGACACCAAAGAGCCGCUGCCCGUUCGAAACCAGGAGCAAGAAUGGUCUCUGUCAUCCACAUCACCCGCGUCUCCGGUCCAAAGACUACAGUCGAGGCACUACAAGAAUCUUCCACUGUGGUGGACGGUCUUGUUGGCUGUGGUGCCUAUAUUGGCAUUCACCACCGCCUUCUUUGGCAUCGUGAUAGCUGACAGGGCCAAGACGGAUCAAACGAGUCCCUUUGACAAUAAGACAUCUUCCUGGGACGACCGCGCAAAUGUCUUGGUCAAUCGUUCCGCAACGCAGCUUGUAUUUUUGGCUGGAUUCAGCAGUACCCUUGCACCAAUGCUGCUUGGAAGCCUGAUGACCCUGUGGCAUUAUCCCACAGCGCGGCAUUUGUUCGAGCUAUCCCAACGGGGGAAUCCGAAAAAGCUGCCUACGCCUCAACAACUCAGCAUUCUGGUCGGCCUAUCUGCAGGCUCAGUCGAUGAGCUUCGAAGGUACAUCAUUUACCGAUGCCGCCGCUUCAGGGCGGCAGAAGCCGCGAUCCUGAGCAGAUCGGCCCUUGUGCUUUUCCUGAGCAUAGUUCUGGCAGGACUAGUACUCUUGGCCGACAUUGGUGUUCAUAAUUUCACAUCAACUGUUGCUAUCAGACUUUCUACCCUGGAAAGUCAUCCAAGCGGCUCAUAUGGGAGGGGGCUUGCUAGCCACUGUAUCGAUUUUGACAGGAGUCGAAACCAGGGCCUGCCUUGCACGGUCGUUGCUGAUGCUAGCGUCGGUGCCAACGCCGUUGCAUUCGACUCUGGCGAGAUCAUUUCCAUGCAAGCAAAUCAUUCAAAGGUCAACAGUGCAUGGCAAAUAAAGGACGACAUGGAGCCCCGGCAAGACCUGGUUUUACUUAUGCCUCAGACAGAGACGCUGGAGUCUGGACGAGAUUUUACCGCAUCUACCAUUGGCGUUGCGACACAAUGUUCGCCGUUGACUCAGCGCUGCGUCGUACGUGUCACCGCUGGCUUGGAUUCGAACGAGACCUACGUACUGUUCAACUGCACACAAGACUUCCGAGGUGCCUUGGGAGCCCCCGAGUCCGUGGCAAAGGACACCGCGACUUGGACCAGGACUGAUGAUACAACGCCUGACUUCAACUUCAAGCUUGACCGGAAUUUUCAGUAUGCAUACUUUGCGGAUUCUGACUUGAAUGAGCCAUACAACUCGAUAGGCGGCACGCCUGGAUUGAAUACGGAUUCUACCGGGGAAGGCGCUCUGCCCGAGAAUAGUCUCCUCAGGAGAUAUCACCUGGCAGUUGCUGGCCUGGUGCCCGUCCAACGCAAUGCGGACGGCCGAAAUCUCCUCAGCGAUCCAGCAGCACUCGCUAUUGGCGAUUCCCUUAUAGCAUAUACACUCAAUUGCUCAGUGACAGCCUACGAGGUCAACUACACAUGGUUUGGUAACAAUAUACAGGAACUUAGUCGAGUCGAAACGACCAACGGCAGUAUUCUGGAACUCGCCCAUGGAAUGCAAGCUUCCGGUAUGCCGAGCUUGUCGCAAGCCCAGAGUAUGGCGAGCUUGACCUCGAGCAUGAGCGCCUUUGCCCGCACAUAUGCCAACCUGCAUUCGCAAGACACCGUCGCGCUGAUUGCCUCGGCGAUGUCGCCACGCGGAAAUCUCCAAGAGGCCACAACUAUCGACAUGCUUGUCGCCAAGGUGCCUCUGUGGUCCCUUGUUGCUCUGCUCGCGUCCAAUCUGGCAUUCAUCAUCUUCGCAUCCGUCCUUGCGGCACGCGCUCUGCUGCACAACUCUCCAGAAACCCGGGACAUGGUGGCGAAGCUGAGUGUUGAAGGCUUGACGGCUACCGCAUUUGAAGACCGCAACGGAAAACAGGAUCCAGGGCCGAUCGUCACGGAUGCGGACGACAUGUUUGAGGAGAGCCGCAUAGGCAUGGCGAGCAGGCGGGUUGCUCUGAGGCGGGCUACUGGAGGCACGAUGGCGCUGCGGAUUGAGCAACCCAAUCUUUGA